Molecule: messenger RNA, 1339 nt
Organism: Octopus bimaculoides (California two-spot octopus)
Lineage: Eukaryota; Metazoa; Mollusca; Cephalopoda; Octopoda; Octopodidae
Product: replication factor C subunit 4
Biological process (GO): DNA repair; DNA-templated DNA replication
Cellular component (GO): nucleus; DNA replication factor C complex
Molecular function (GO): DNA binding; ATP binding; DNA clamp loader activity
Source: RefSeq, a predicted model, not a curated record
UGCUCAAAGAGCUGUUUGCGAUGAUUUCGUAGAUGGCGGGAAUUCUAUUUAAAGUGUAUUCAGUAUUAUAACAACCUUAAUUGUUGUCUAAAUAUAUUUAUAUUAUAUCACACUCUUGUAAUAAUCUACUUAUUGAUCAGUGCUGUUAACACAAUGCAUGCUUUUCUCAAGCCUGGAAGUUCUGGUUUCAUCAAGAAAAAAGAGAAGCCUGUAUCAACAGAAACGACCAAAGAUUCACAUAUACCCUGGGUAGAGAAAUAUCGUCCUCGACAAAUUGAUGAUGUUGCUUACCAAGAUGAAGUUGUGAAUGUUCUAAAGAAAUCUCUUCAGGGUUCUGAUUUGCCAAAUCUGUUGUUCUAUGGACCACCUGGUACUGGUAAAACAUCCACAAUUCUGGCAGCAGCAAGAGAAUUGUUUGGACAUGAUAUGUACCGCAGCCGUGUCUUGGAACUGAACUCUUCAGAUGAACGAGGAAUUGAAGUCAUUCGAAACAAAGUGAAGAAAUUUGCUCAGAUCAGUGCCUCCGCUGUUCGACCUGAUGGAAAACCCUGUCCUCCUUUUAAGAUAAUCAUCUUAGAUGAAGCUGACUCAAUGACACUAGCAGCUCAGACGGCAUUGCGACGAACCAUGGAGAAAGAAUCAAAAACCACCCGGUUUUGUUUGAUCUGUAACUACGUGAGCAGAAUUAUUGAUCCGAUCACUUCCCGGUGUGCCAAGUUCCGCUUCAAACCUCUCACUUUAGAAAUAUUGUUGAAACGAUUACAAGACAUAUGUAGUAAAGAACAAGUGGUCUGCAAAGAAGAUGCUUUGCAAGCAUUAAUACAGGUAUCUGAGGGAGACUUAAGACGUGCUAUUACACUUCUUCAGAGUGUGUCUCGAUUAAAGGGAGAGGAACAGAUAACCAAGCAAGACAUUCUGGAAGUGGCUGGAAUUGUUCCAGAAGAUGUUAUCCGCAACAUACUUGAUGUCUGCCACUCAGAUUCAUAUGAUAAACUUAACUUAGCAUUAAAGGAGAUUAUCUGUAAUGGCCAUUCAGGCUUGCAAAUUGUCUGCCAACUGCAUGACCUCAUCAUGGUAUCUGAAGAACUCGGUGACAAGCAGAAAUGUGUCAUUGGAGAAAAAAUGGCGGUUGUGGACAAGUGUAUGAUAGAUGGAGGAGAUGAAUACCUGCAACUUCUGGAUCUCCUGAAUACUAUUAUGAACCAAAUAUGCCAUGAAAGGGAAUAGGACAUUCUUUGCUUCUUGCAAAUGAAAAAUAAAACAUAUUUUCAUACAUUUAACUUUACUUCAUGAGAGAGAGAAUGAGAACUGCCUUAAUAAAGAUGUCAUGUGUCCGAUA